Molecule: messenger RNA, 825 nt
Organism: Opisthorchis viverrini
Lineage: Eukaryota; Metazoa; Platyhelminthes; Trematoda; Opisthorchiida; Opisthorchiidae
Exons: 4
Coding region: 1-825 (274 amino acids)
Source: RefSeq, a predicted model, not a curated record
AUGUCUAGUAGUGCUUUAAACCGGGUUCUAGAAGGAGCGUGGACACAAGAACCGCAGGAGGAAGGUCAUUCCACGCAGCUACUACCCGAAAUGAGAGAAAAAUUGUCUAAUGAAUGCGUGUGCCCUCAGCUUGAAGAUCUUCUAACCAUGUCCCCGCCGGGUGUUUGCUGGGUCGAUCUUCUAAGUCCCCGCCGGGUGUUUGCUGGGUCAACAGUAAAAAACCUGUUUGCCAAGCUUUGUUCAAACAGGGCACAAUAUGGCAUUAUAACAUUAUUCCUCGAACUACUCUACAUUCAUGAUAUUUUUGCCGGGGAUCCAGGAGGCAUCAAAUCGGCUCAAAAGGCAUUCUCCAUUUUGCGGAAGAUUCGACGCACCAUCUCCCGUAUUACUCGCAUGGACUUCCAGAUACUGUAUGAGGCCUACGUCAGACCGCUCCUGGAAUACGCCAACCAAGUUUUCUACUCAGGACGCGCGAAAGACGUCACCCUAAUUGAGCGUUUCCAGCGAGCCGCCACGAGAAUGGUUGCCGGCAUCAAAUCCGUGGACUACAAAAUGCGUCUCGCGAAUCUUAAUCUCCUUCCACUGAAGUACCGUUGCCUCCGAGGGGACCUCAUUCUUGUUUAUGCCCUGUUCAAACAUAUCUUGGCAAACAGGUUUUUCACGGUCGACCAAGCAUACACACGACGGUGGUAUAGUAGGAAGAUUUUCAAGCUCAGAGCACACACAUCAAACAAAACUUUUCUCUCAUUUCGGGUACUGCGUGAAAUGACCUUCUUCCGACGGUUGUCCACGCUCCUUCUAGAACCCGGUUUAAAGCACUACUAG